ACACCAGCCAUGAGAGUUCUUGUGUUUGCUCUGACUGUGGCCCUUGCGGCAAGUCAACAGAUUAACCUUGUUCCAGAGUUUGCUGCUGGUAAGACCUAUGUCUACAAGUAUGAAGGACGGAUCUUGGGCGGUCUGCCUCAGGAAGGUCUGGGCAUGGCUGGCAUAAAGGUCAGCUGCAAGGCUCUCAUCAGGGCUGAGGCGCAGAAUACCUAUCUCCUGAAGCUUGCAGAUCCUAAGAUCUAUGAGUAUGCUGGAAUCUGUCCCAAAGAUCAAUUCACUCCUGCUUCUAAGCUCACCGCAGCACUGAACGCUCAGCUUGCAACUCCCAUCAGAUUUGAGUAUGCUAAUGGUGCAGUUGGUAAAGUAUUCGCCCCUGCCAGAGUGUCUGCAACUGUCCUGAACCUGCACAGAGGCAUCCUCAACAUCCUUCAGCUCAACCUCAAGAACACCCAGAAUGUCUAUGAGAUGCAAGAAACUGGAGCUCAUGGGGUCUGCAAGACUCACUACAUCAUAAGCGAGGAUGCAAAAACCCGUCAGAUUGCUGUGACAAAGUCCAAAGACUUGACCAACUGCUACAAAAGGGUCGUCAAGGAUGUCGGUUUGGCUUACGCUGAGAAGUGUGCAGAAUGCCAGCAGAGGCUUCAGAGUCUGACUGGAACUGCAACCUACAGCUACCGCCUAAAGCCAGGUGAUGCUGGUGCUCAGGUCUCAGAGGCUACAGCUGAAGAGCUCCAUCAGUUCUCACUGUUCAAUACAAUGACUGGAGCAGCCCAGAUGAGAGCCAAUCAAACUUUGACCCUAGUGGAGGUGCAGGGUACGCCCAUUGCCCCUGCCAGCGGUGACUAUGCAGCUCGUGGAUCCCUCAAGUAUGAGUUUGGCGCUGAGACUCUCCAAACCCCCAUUCAGCUUCUGAAGAUCACCAAUGCACAGGCUCAGACUGCAGAGGUCUUGCAGCAUCUGGCUGCAAACAAUGUGGACAUGGUCCAUGAGGAUGCUCCACUGAAGUAUCUUCAGCUAGUCCAGCUCCUGCGUGCUGCUACUUUUGAGAAUAUUGAGGCCAUUUGGAAUCAGCACAAGACCAAACCUCUUCACAGACGAUGGAUUCUGGAUGCAGCCCCUCUUGUGGGUACACCAGCAGCUUUGAGGUUCAUCAAGGAAAAGUUCCAAGCUGAUGAGUUCAGUACCUCUGAAUUCACUCGGGCCCUUCUGCUUGGUUUGCACUUGGCCACCGCUGAUCCAGAAGCUAUUCAACAGGCUGCUAGUUUGGCGUUCAGUCCCAAAACCAGGGCCAUGCCAGCGUUGCGUGAGGUGAUGAUGCUUGGCUAUGGUUCCAUGGUUGCCAAAUACUGUGCUGAAGUUCCUACCUGUUCUGCUGAUCACUUGAAGCCUGUCCAUGACAAUGCUGCAGAGGCCAUUGCAAAGGGUGAAAUUUCUGAAAUCAGCCUGGCUCUGAAGGUUCUGGGCAAUGCUGGCCACCCUGCUAGCCUUAAACCCAUCAUGAAGCUUCUGCCUGGAUUUGGAUCUGCUGCUGCAGCCAUGCCCACGAGAGUCCAUGUUGAUGCCAUCUUGGCCCUCAGGAACAUUGCCAAGAAGGAGCCAAAGUUGGUCCAGCCAGUGGCACUGCAGCUUUUCAUGGAUAAGAAUCUUCACCCAGAAGCACGUAUGGUUGCCUGCAUUGUAUUAUUUGAGACCAAACCCUCAGCGGCUCUUAUGUCCACCAUUGCUGGUGCAAUAGAGAAAGAGCCCAGUAAGGAAGUGGCCAGUUUUGCUUACUCUUACAUCAAGUCUCUGACCAGAAGCACGGCCCCUGAUUUAAUGAAUGUAGCUGCUGCAGCUAAUGUUGCUGUCAGAAUCUUGAGCCCCAGACUGGACAGACAGAGCUACUUUUCCAGCACUGCUUACCACUUGGACCUUUAUGUUUCACCUAUCAUGACCGGAGCUGCUGGUACUGCUUUCAUCAUCAACGAUGCGGCCACCAUUGUGCCCAGAGCAGUUGUGGCAAAAGCUCGUGCUUACCUGGCUGGAGCUGCUGCUGAUGUUGUUGAGAUUGGUGUGAGGACUGAAGGACUCCAGGAAGCUCUACGGGGAACUCCAGCUGCAGAUGAGAAUGCUGAUCGCUUUGCCAAGAUAAAGCACACCCUGAAGGCACUGAUGAACUGGAAGGCUAUACCAGCCAGUGAGCCACUGGGUUCUGUCUAUAUCAAAGCCUUCGGACAGGAAAUUGCUUUUGCCAACAUUGACAAAACCUACAUUGACAAUGCCAUUGAGCAGGCUGCUAAACCACGUGCACGUGAACUGUUGAAGGAGGCUGUUAAGGCGUUGCAGACCGGCAUUGCCUUCCAGUAUGCUAAGCCUGUGCUGGUAGCCGAGGUGCGUCGCAUCCUUCCCACUACUGUUGGUGUGCCAAUUGAGCUUGGUGUUUACUCUGCUGCUGUUGCUGCUGCAGCUGUAAAUGCUAAGGCUGCCAUUACACCCCCUUUCCCUGAGAACCCAGAGACUUCCAUUCUUGAUCAGCUGAGGAAGACUGAUUUCCAGGUGCAAGCUGAGGCCAGAACAAGUGUCACCAUGCAGAACUUUGCUGUGAUUGGAGUGAACACUGCCUUGAUUCAGGCUGCUGUUAUGGCCAGAGGAAAGUUCCAUGCUGUUGCACCAGUAAAAGUGGCUGCAAGAGCUGACUUUGCAAGGCGCAGCUUCAAGGUGGAAAUCUUGCCAGCUGCAAAUCCUGAUCAUGUUGCUGCUGCCAGCUUUGAGACUGUCGCUGUGGCCAGAAAUAUUGAGGACCAACCUGCUGAGAGAGUAGCAUCUCUGGCACCUGCAGCACCCUCUGAUGCUCAGACCUGGAUACCUGCCUCAAUUCAGAAGUCCCUGUGUGGUGCUGACCCUUACUUUCACAUCAAGGGAUGCAUCGAUGUCUCCUCACGCAAUGCCGGUUUUAAAGGAUACAAUCCUCUUUACUACAUUGUUGGACAGCACUCAGCUCGUAUUUCAGUGGGAAGAGGUGAUACUGCUGCGUUUGAAAGACUGGAGAUUGAAGCUCAUAUUGGUCCUCAGGCGGCUCAGAAACUUGUUAAACAAAUCAACAGUGCUGAAACUGGAACUCAAGAAGAAAGCAUCAUUCUACUAAAACUGAGGAAAUACUUGGAGGCUGGGCUAAAGAACUCGAACUCCAGUGCAAGCAGCUCAAGUAGGUCCUCAAACUCCAGUGCCAGCAGCAGCAUGAGUGCCAGCAGCUCUCAAAGCUCCUCCAGCACUCGCUCAUCUCAGACUCUUCUAGCAUCUGGCCCCUUCAGGAAAUUUCACAUGGAUCAGUACUUGGCCUCACAAGGAACAUCGGCCAGCAGUGCAUCUAGCAUUGAGGCCCUUCAGAGACAGGCUAAGCUCCUUGGAGAUUCUAUUGCACCUGCUUUUGCCAUCAUUGCUCGUGCUGUCAGAGGUGAUCGCAAACAGGGAUACCAGUUGGCAGCAUACUUGGAUAAGCCCAAUUCGAGAGCACAGUUUGUGCUUUCCUCCACUGCAAAUGAUGAGAAAUGGAAUCUGUGUGCUGAUGGUGUCCUGCCAAGCAGGCAUAAAGCCAGCGCUAGGGUUGGUUGGGGUUCAGAGUGCCAAGACUCUUCUGCAACUAUCAAGGCUGAGACUGGUCUGCAUGAAUCAAACCCUGCUGUUCGUUUUGAACUGGACUGGGACAAAGCUCCAAGACUUGUAACCCUUGCAGCAAUGAAUGCUAUAAGGAUUUGUGAAUACCUCCCAACGCAAACAGCAGCUCAUCUGGCUGGAAUUGCUGUCAACAGAGCUGAAAAUAAAGCAAACAGUAUUGGCAUAAUUAUAGCUCUACCAACUAAGAGGUCCGCGGACGUCAUUGUCAAAGCUCCAAGGAUGACCGCUGCAAAGAUGGCUAUGCCUCUUCCUUUUACCCUGCCUGUUGAGAAAGACGGAAGCAUUCCAGCUCUUCAGAAUUCAGAUAUUCGUGUCAUUAUUGAGAAAUGGCUGAAUGGCAUUCAGGCCUAAAGUUGUUUCAUUUGAUCAUAAAUAAGUAAAUCAAUAAUAAACAAAAUGAAGAGGACCUAAAAAACUCUCUCUUUUGUGUGCUUAUUUAUUUAGUUAGCAAUUAUUUGGUCCAAGAUAUACUCUCAAAAAAUUCCCUCUGUGAAUUACAGAGCUUUCAUUUUGAGGAAUCUUUUUUCAGUGGGCUUCAGAUCAAAAGUUUAUUACUUCAGUUUCAAAUAAACU
Molecule: messenger RNA, 4227 nt
Organism: Pygocentrus nattereri (red-bellied piranha)
Lineage: Eukaryota; Metazoa; Chordata; Actinopteri; Characiformes; Serrasalmidae
Product: vitellogenin-like
Exons: 28
Coding region: 10-4005 (1331 amino acids)
Biological process (GO): lipid transport
Molecular function (GO): lipid carrier activity
Source: RefSeq, a predicted model, not a curated record